AUGUGGCUACCUAUCAUCAUCGCAUUCAUACUCAUAUCAUUAUCAUCACUCUACAUAAUCCUCUUCAUCCUCUCAUCGCGCAUCCUUCCUCCUUCACCUUCAGAACUCACAUUCCUCACUGCCUCUUCCCCCAACCCUCAGCCUCUUCCCUCCCUCUCCUCCCCCGCAUCAUGCGCACUAUCAGUAAUAAUCCCCGCAUAUAACGAAGUACUCCGUCUUCCCAAAAUGCUAGACGAAGCCAUCCCCUACCUCGAGGAGCAUCAUUCAUCUCGCGCAGCGCGUGCGGCGGAAGAAGAGCUCCAAGCCUCCGAGCCGGUGGAAGAUCACCCAGUCGUACAGGGACAAGAAGGAUACGAGAUCCUCAUCGUCGACGACGGCAGCAAAGACGCUACCACCGCCAGCGCGCUCUCCUACGCAAGCGCUCAUCCCACCAUCCCCAUCCGCGUUGUCACCCUAGAGAAAAACCGCGGAAAGGGCGGGGCGGUCAAGCACGGCGUGCUCCAUUCCCGCGGCGCUAGGAUCUUGUUUGUAGAUGCGGACGGGGCGACCAAGUUUGAGGAUCUGAGGAGGGUGUGGAAGGAGUGUGCAAGGCUGGAGAGGGUAGGGGCGGGGUAUGCGUGUGUUGUCGGUAGCAGGGCGCACUUAGUAGGCACGGACGCAGUGGUCAAACGCUCCCUGAUAAGGAACAUUCUCAUGCACGGCCUGCACACCAUCCUGCGCACGCUCGGCGUCGGCUUCGUCCAAGACACGCAAUGCGGGUUCAAGCUCUUCUCCCGCCCUCUAGCGCAGCUCCUCUUCCCAGCUCAACACGUCACUCAUUGGAUGUUCGACGUCGAGCUUCUCAUUCUAUGCAGUAUGCUCCGCGCCCCUGUGGCUGAGGUACCGGUCGGAUGGCACGAAGUGGGCGGGAGCAAGAUCAGGUUGGUGUGGGAUAGUCUGGGCAUGUUGAAGGAUUUACUGGUUGUGAGAGCGAAUUAUGCGCUGGGGACGUGGAGGGUGCCUAGGAUGCCUAGGAUGCCUAAGGGGGAGAUGAAUGGCAGGGCGAAGUAG
Dacryopinax primogenitus is the source of this 1050-nucleotide messenger RNA. RefSeq lists its product as uncharacterized. The transcript has 2 exons. Lineage: Eukaryota; Fungi; Basidiomycota; Dacrymycetes; Dacrymycetales; Dacrymycetaceae. Gene Ontology annotation, cellular component: endoplasmic reticulum membrane. Bases 1 to 1050 code for a protein of 349 amino acids. The record is from RefSeq and is a predicted model, not a curated record.